Molecule: messenger RNA, 348 nt
Organism: Cercopithifilaria johnstoni
Lineage: Eukaryota; Metazoa; Nematoda; Chromadorea; Rhabditida; Onchocercidae
Source: the annotation of a GenBank genome assembly
AUGCACCUUUUCGGUAUUUUCCUAUUGGUCAAUUGCGCUGUCUUCAUGGCGCGAGCAUGCUUUCCAACGCAGACGGAAAACCUGGAGCCAGGACUUCCAGGACCGGAUGGACUUGAUGGAGAAGAGGGAGCACCAGGACCUCAGGGUAUGGUGGGACCUCGAGGAGUGCAGGGAUCACCUGGAGAUCAAGGAGAGCAAGGAUUAAAGGGAAUCCAAGGUCCACCGGGAGAACAAGGACCACAAGGUGACGAAGGACUGCAAGGAAUACAAGGACCAGUGGGUGGUGGUGGUAGGCCUGAAAUUGUUGUCGGUGCCUUGAAGGAACAUGGUAUAAAUGCUGGAAUAUAA